This is a messenger RNA of Coregonus clupeaformis (lake whitefish), 654 nucleotides long. Its product is annotated as histone H1-like. The record is from RefSeq and is a predicted model, not a curated record. Gene Ontology annotation, biological process: nucleosome assembly. Bases 1 to 654 code for a protein of 217 amino acids. Lineage: Eukaryota; Metazoa; Chordata; Actinopteri; Salmoniformes; Salmonidae. The transcript has 3 exons. Gene Ontology annotation, cellular component: nucleosome. Gene Ontology annotation, molecular function: structural constituent of chromatin; DNA binding.
AUGUCGUUGGACAGUGUAUACCAUGUGGAUACCUGUACAUACGACGAAUACAACUUGAAGUACAACACUAGUCUCAGCCAGGCCUCACAGACAUGGCAGAAGUCGCACCAGCACCCGCCGGCCAAGGCACCCAAGAAGAAGGCAGCAGCCAAGCCCAAGAAAGCGGAACCCAGCGUAGGCGAGCUCAUCGUCAAGGCUGUGUCCGCCUCCAAGGAGAGGAGCGGCGUGUCCCUGCCCGCGCUCAAGAAGACGCUGGCGGAAGGCGGCUACGAUGUGGAAAAUAACAACUCCUGCGUCAAGAUCGCAGUCAAGAGCCUCGUCACCAAGGGCACCCUGGUCCAGACAAAGGCCACCAGUGCAUCCGGCUCCUUCAAGCUCAACAAGAAAGCCGUUGAGGCGAAGAAGCCUGCCAAGAAAGCCGCAGCCCCCGAAGCAAAGAAGGUGGCCGCCAAGAAGCCCGCCGAGGCGAAGAAGCCCAAGAAAGGUAACAGCCAAGAAGGCCGUCGCCGCAAAGAAGCCGCCAAGAGCCCCAAGAAGGUGAAGAAGCCCGCCGCAGCGGCCAAGAGCCCCAAGAAGGCUACCAAGGCAGCCAAGCCCAAAGCCGCCAAGCGCAAGGCAGCCAAGGCCAAGAAGGCAGCCCCCAAGAAGAAGUAA